ACAAGCUACCAGGAAGAAUAAAACAAACCGAAAGUUGUAUCAUAAUGAAGUUAAAACAAGUCUUGAAGAACAUGAAGAUGUAAAAGUAAUCUGCAGACCAUAUUUGGCUACACUGUAGGAAUGGCCACUGCCACCAGCCAGGCACAGGAACUCAUAACCUGUGACCUUUGUGUCAAACCUGUCCAGCAAUUCUGUAACAGCUGCCAAGUCGGUCUGUGUGAAGACUGCAUCAACAAACAUGUCAAGAGCCUCAAGUCCAUGAAGCAUGACAUUGUUCCUUUCACAAAGCGUACAGUACAGCUUGUGUUCCCUCAGUGUACAUCUCAUUCCCACCAGAGAUGUGAGGCCCACUGUCAACAGUGUGAUGUCCCGGUCUGCAUCAAAUGUAUCACUAGUUCUAAACAUAAGACACAUGAUAUUGUUGACAUGGCAGACAUCAUCGCUACAAAGAGAGAAAAUAUCAAAAGAGAAACUGAAGAAAUUGAUAGCGUUUUGUCAAAGAACUGGACACAAGACAAAGGCAUUGAAAAUAAAAUUUCCAAAUUCAUGGCCCAUUAUGCAGAUUUACAGAAACAGACAAAUGAUCAAAGAAAUCAAUGGCACCUAGAGGUGGACAACAUAUUUAACAAAAUGGAAUCCCUGAUCCAGUCACUCAGAGAUCAUCAUAUAACCACUUUGAAAUCAUGCCAGGCCAAACUCGGAAGUCAGAAUUCCAGUAUGAUCCAAACUAUUCAAGAAAACAAAGAAAUCCUGAUGUCCAACAAAGUAUCUGAUAUAAACAACUACCAAUCUAAACUGAAGGAAUACAGAAACAUUCCACAAAUACCUGAUUUACCAUUGCCCUCUCUUCAAACAAACACAGUCCAAGGGAGAGAACUCAGCAUAGAAUUAGGAGAAUACAAGGCUACACUGACACAGACAUCACUAUCCAGUCUGACAGAUGAAGUCUCCUUUUUAUCUGUUAAGGAAUUAUUAGAAGCCAAAGUGAUUGCAAACAUUCCAACAAAUGUUAAAAACUUACUUAAAGUGGCCUGUGUAGGAUCAGAUAAAGCUUGGGUUAAUGGAAUAGACAAAAUGAUAACCUGUGUGGACAUACAUGGAGCUGUACAAGACACUGUCACCAGUACAUGUAAGGACUUCCCUAGUGACAUUACAGUGACCAGACAGGGAGAACUGAUAUACAGUGAUUAUAUCAAUAGAACUGUGAACAUUGUCAGAGAUGGGAAGGUAGAGACACUGAAAAUCACACCAAGGGGCUGGCAUCCAUCAGGACUGUGCUGUACCAGGUCAGGGGACAUCCUAGUUAGUAUGUGUACUACUGAUAAUAGUCAUUAUAAAAUAGUCCGUUAUCAGGGACAGAGAGUGACACAGGAAAUAGAUAAAGAUGAACACGGGGAUCCAAUCUAUCAAGGAGGAAAAUAUGGAGUGUAUGUGGUGGAGAACAACAAUGGAGACAUAGUGGCCUCUGAUCUUAAUGCUAGAGCAGUGGUAGUGGUGGACAGGACAGGAAAAGUCAGAUUCAGAUACAACAACAAACCUCCAGGGGGAAAGAAAUCAUUCUGUCCUGCACAAAUAGUGACAAACUCCAUGGGUCACAUCAUUGUUGCUGAUGAAUUCAAUAACUGUCUACACAUCCUAGAUCAGAAUGGACAGUUCCUGAGAUGUGUGGAUAAUUGUGGACUAGACCAUCCUAUUGGACUGAGUGUGGACAGUGAGGAGAGGGUGUGGGUAGGGUUGUGUGUUUCAGGGGAAGUGAAAGUCAUCCAGUAUAUGAAAUAAGCAGCAAAUGUUUAUUCCAUAUGAAAUGUGUAUAUUAUAAGUACAUUGCAUGAAUAAAACAUUAUGACACUUGUG
Molecule: messenger RNA, 1854 nt
Organism: Saccostrea cuccullata (small rock oyster)
Lineage: Eukaryota; Metazoa; Mollusca; Bivalvia; Ostreida; Ostreidae
Exons: 2
Coding region: 121-1779 (552 amino acids)
Molecular function (GO): zinc ion binding
Source: RefSeq, a predicted model, not a curated record